Phlebotomus papatasi is the source of this 4456-nucleotide messenger RNA. Its product is annotated as dentin sialophosphoprotein. The transcript is spliced from 7 exons. The record is from RefSeq and is a predicted model, not a curated record. Bases 538 to 3861 code for a protein of 1107 amino acids. Gene Ontology annotation, molecular function: protein tyrosine phosphatase activity. NCBI's taxonomy places the organism in Eukaryota, Metazoa, Arthropoda, Insecta, Diptera, Psychodidae. Gene Ontology annotation, biological process: protein dephosphorylation.
GAGUGAGAGAUAGGAACUUGGGUAGUGAGUUUGAAUGAAUAGUACUCUCAUAUGAGCUCCAUUUGUAGUGAGACUCCAGUGUGUGGGGAGAAGGUGAACAGAGAGAGAGCCCAAUAGUGUUCAACAGUUCAUUUUCCAGUGAGUGGCUCAAUUGGACAGUAACUGGCAAGGUAUUCGGUUGUGUGUUCUCCGUGAAUAAAUCCCUCUCGAAGUGACAAUAGACUCCAAUUUACCCCAUAAAUUGUGCCCCCAACAGAUCCCCGAAUUGGACAGUGAAUUAGUGUGAUAACGAAGUAAAGUGUAUUGUGCUAAAAAUUUAUAUUAAUUGGGGGGAUCUUUCUGUGAAAAUUAACACAGCACGUCAUCACGUUCACUUUUGGAUACUCAACAUUUUAGCCACAAACUCAAUUAUUACGAUGAAGCUAGAUUUCUAGGAUCCGGGAGUUGCAGCCGAUCCUGCAUUUUGAAACAACCAUCCGUUGGAGCACCAACAUCAAUUGAAGAUCUCAUUGGCAUGCAGAGACGAAAUAGUGACACAUGAUGAUCCAUCGCAAUCGACAUAGAAGUAAUUGUGAUCCACUAUGGAUCUCACUUUUAGUCAUAGUUCAUUUGAUGGCUGUGUUAGUAAGUGGUGCUACUAUCAAAAGAGAAAUCACAGCAAAUGCAUCAUCUCCGGAGACCACAAGUCAAUCGCCCCAGAGUACAUCGACAGAAACUACCAUGGUCACAAAUGCAGUUUCACCUGAGAACAAAACGGACACACAAACAUCGAAGGUGGACGCCCCAGAGAGUGGCGUUGAGGUGGAAAAGGUGAAAAUUGUCAAUGGAAGUGCAACGGAAGAAUUACCCAACGAAUCAGACAAACCAUUUGCCUUUGACUUGAGCAGGUAUACAUCACCCUAUGGUGAAAAUGCAAUCAGUCCUGCAAAGAUAGACACGGCAGAGAAGCCAGAGAGUGAUAAAAGUGAGAGAUUGGAAGAUGUCGAAGAGAAGGACUAUGAGAAGAUGUUUGAAGAAAUGGUCCUCACAACACCAUCUUCGCCCGAGUUUGAUGAACUUCACAAAAUCUAUCGGUCAGAUAAGGUGCCUGAUGGGCUAGAUCGCGAAAAUCGUAAAGAUCGGGAUGGAAGUGAAGAAGAAAGUGUGGCGGGUACAACGGAAAGCAAUUAUUUGGCUAAUCUGGUGUUGAGCGCCACUGAAGCGAGUAAUAAUGAGACUAGCGAAAAAAAUUCAUCUCUCUACUACAACAAUGGGGAAAUAGAGACCAAAAACUACGACAUUACUACAAAUGAGCUUAAGAAAACCAAUGAAAAUGUGACGAAUGAAAGUGGCGAAAAGCGGGCCAAAUACCUAAGACCAACAAAUCAACAUCGUGCAGCAAUAAUCAGUGCUGAGGGCCAUGAUGUAGUUCCCACCGAAGAAUCAGAUAUGAAUCUCAACAUUCCCAAUACAGCGGAAGUUUGGGCCUUGGCUGGGAUGAAGAGUGUGGAACAUAUGAAGAGCAAAUUCAAUCAGUUUGCCAAUAAAACAUCCGAGAACCUUAGUGAUGGGAAUGGCGUCAAUACCACCUCAGCCACAAAAUUACUCGCUGACUGGACAGAAAUAAUGAAGAAUAACGAAUUCAGCAAUAGUUCAGUGUCCAGUGGUGAUAUGGAGGAAAAGACGAUGAGCAAUAAGAGUGAAACGACACCGGAACAGAUGAUGGGUGAGAACAAUGUGAUUUCGGUGUUGAUGACUACAAAACAACCUGAAGAUACAGCUACAGAGAUCCCUGAAAAUACUGUGAGCAGAGCCACUACUGAUGGUCAAGAGAUGAUCUCUGUGGAGGCCACCAAAGAAAGUCCAAGUGAGACAAUGGGCGAUUUAGAAAAAUCCCGCCGAAUACUGAAUUAUGAUUUAGUGGAUUCGCAAGAAGAUAAUGUGAAUAGCAGUGAAAAGAGUGAAAGUGUCCAGUUUACAACAGACAGCGCAAUUGAGACAUCUACCCAAAAUAUCCCAUCUACAGUGGCUGAAAGUGAAGAUUCAGCUACAACCACAGCUCUCUAUACCGAUGAUGGAAGUACAGAUGUUGAAUAUGUCACAAAUCACAUUACAAAUCCUAUGACCACAAUUUCAUCCAGCAGCACAAUUGAUGAUGGUGAAGGGAGUACCACGAGUUCAGAACCAACAGCAUCUGCUGAAAUUUCUAGCGAAGAUCUCAAAACCACAACAAAAGCUGCUCAACUAAUAAAUGAAGACACAACAAUUUCCAAUGCAAUACCCACACUCAGUCCCACAGUCACUGAACAAUCCGACAUCAAUCAAUCCACCACAACUGAAGACACCUCAGACAUCUCAGACAAUGCAGCAAAAACAGAUCGAGUCAAUGAGACAAAGGUGGAAAAUGUGAUGACCACGGACAAAGGUAUCGAAACAACGGAAAGUUCAACGGAACUGAGUGACCAGCUAAAGUCCACUGAAGAUCUCAAUGAGGUGAAAUAUCUACCCUUUCCCACAUCCCAUCGAAAUCUCGGGAAUUUCUCCGAUGAACCACUACUUUUCGAUUCAACGGCCAGCAGUGAUGAACAGAAGCUGACAACUAUUGCUCCCCCUCAAGAUUUGGAUGGAGGCCAGACAAUGCCAGAAGAAGGCACUGACGUUAACACCAUAAUUGCAGCUACAGUUAGCGUAAUUGUAGUUAUUGGUGUGGUGGCUAUUGUAGGAUUUUUGUACAUGCUCCGGAAGAGACAGAAACAACUGACUUAUGGACAAAGAUGCAGACCAGUGGGUUUAGAUGCCUACAGUCUGGAUAAUGUGUCAGUGUACAAUAGUGUCCGGAGGAAGGGGAACAACCUUCGUCUCUCCAAGAGGUCCUAUGGCAAUUCAGCUUUUGAAGAUCCGGGUCUAAGAUGCAAUUUACUGACCAUAUUAGCCCUCGAUACAUUCGUCCAGGAUAAAGAUAAAAUUUAUGAGGAAUUUAAGGAAAUACCUCUCGUAACAGCUCGAGUUGAUGAGGUUCCUCAGGGAUGCGAAGACAAAAAUAGGUACGCCAACGUGGUCCCUCUCCCAGAAACCCGAGUGCACCUCAAACAACUCAAUGGAGACGAAAAGACCGAGUACAUCAAUGCUAAUUUCGUGAAAGGACCUAAAGAUCAAAAGAACUACUACAUAGCCUGUCAAGCUCCAAUGGACAACACGAUCAUUGACUUCUGGCGAAUGAUUUGGGAGCAAAGCUCACGAGUGAUCAUCAUGGCAACAGAUUUGACGGAGAAUGGCAUCGAAAAGUGUGCAGAAUACUUGCCCCCAUCUUCUGUGCUGGAUUGCAAUAGGAUUUUUGGAGAUUUCCAUGUGACACUGAAGAAUCGAGAGGUCAAGGACAAAUAUGCCGUGUCAACUAUCCACCUCAAAAACUCAUCAACCAAGACUUGGCGGGAGAUUAUGCAUUUCUGGUAUCAGUGGCCAGAGAGUGGAAUGCCAACGGAUGAAUCGAGUGUAAUAGCAAUGUUGCUGGAAGCUAGAACAUCUCUGAAGACACCUCUGCCGGAACAAAGCGAGGACAUUCCAAGUGAUACGAUCGAGGAAACAAAGUCUAAUGGAACUAAUGCAGAAGUUGCGGACAAAAGUAAAUCACUUCAGAGAACUCAAGGACCCCUGACUGUUCACUGUUCACCUGGCACUGGCCGAACAGGCACACUAAUUGCCUGUGAUAUAGCUUUAAGGACACUUGAAGCCCCUGCGAGAUCAGUCGAUCUCCCCCAGAUUGUCUACUACGUGCGUCGUGGUCGAGCCAGUGCGAUCCGGACGCAGGAUCAGUAUGAAUUUAUCUAUCGAGUGGCAAAUGCCUAUGCAACAAAACUCACGAGUCCUGCCCAAGAAAACUGAGUCACACGCCUUCAAUUAAUAAGAAAAAAAAACUUUUUCAUGUGAUAAUCCAGCAAACUUUAGGAGAGAAUGUUCUAAAUAUUUUUUUUUAGAGAUUAUUGCAAUGAAUUCUCGCUGUGUAGCAAAAUACUGAGGCCUUAGGUCAUUGUGUUACUAUUCCAUAAAGUAAUAAAGAAAAAUGUUAUAAAUAUCGUUUCUCGUCUUCUGACGCGUUUAAGUCCAAUUGGAGUUUUUGUUUAGAUAUUUAGAAAAAUAAAUUGUAAAUAUUUUAAGUGUCCAUUCCAAUAUAAAACAAACACUCAUUUAGCAAAAUUUUGUAAAUAAAAAAUAAACUUAUUAUUAGUGAACAGGGAAUAUCUCCCUGUUUGUUUUUUUUUGGACACAUUUAGAGGAAAAAUGUUUUCCAUAUUGCAAAGAUUGAAGAACAAUUCAGCAAUCUCUUCCACGCAGCAAAUUUUUGAGGAGAAUGUAUCAAAAAAUACUAUAUAUAUAUUUCUGAAUCACUAUUAUAUUGUUGCAUAAUGUAAUUAUACUACGUGGUAAAGACUUUGUACAUGAGAUAGAGUAUAAAGAGUAGAAAAGAAAAACGAACAAA